GUUUGGUGUUGUUUGAAGAGCUCUGUCUGUCAACCCCUUCACUCUUCAGUCUUCACAGUCGCCAGCCACUCCACUCAGAUCGGAGAAAGAAAGGGAGAGAAGAUCUUUCACUCUUCAGCUCCUCGCAUUUCUUCCGGAUCUAAAUCGCCAAGGCGUCGGAGCAAGAUGAUGGGCGAUUUCCUCUCCAGGGUCCUACUGUUGGCCUUUGGCUAUGCCUAUCCUGCUUACGAAUGCUAUAAAACCGUUGAGCUGAACAAGCCAGAGAUUGAGAAGCUUAUUUUCUGGUGUCAAUAUUGGAUUUUAGUUGCGCUGUUGACGGUUUUGGAGCGAUUUGGUGAUUUUACAAUAUCAUGGCUGCCACUGUACUCAGAAGCAAAGCUAAUGUUCUUUAUAUACUUAUGGUGCCCAAGGACAAAGGGAACCACAUAUGUCUAUGAGACCUUCUUUAAGCCAUACAUUUCACAGUACGAGAAUGAUAUCGAUUGCAGUAUUCUUGAUUUUAGAGCAAGAGCUAGUGAUAUGCUUGUGGUAUACUGGCAGAAGGUUGCAAUUGUCGGCCAGACUACAUUCUUUAACAUUUUGAAGUAUGCUUCUGCACAAUCACCAGCUCAUUCAUCAAGGCCACGCCCAUCACAGCCACAAUCAUAUCCACAAAAACAACAGCAAUCACAGCCACAAGAGCAACAUAAGCAAUCGCUGCCCCAGCAGCAACAGCAGCAGAUGCCCCAUAAACAACCAACAACACUUCGCAGAGCAGCAUCUGCUGCUGCUCGAACAGCGGUAACUCUGCAGCAGUCGGAGGAGACAAAGAUUGCUCCCUCUAACCCCAAGGCCAGGCGUCUACUACCAACAAAGUCUGCUCCAACGGCUUCCACAAGGUCCAUAGUUGCAGCAAAGAAACCAGUUGAUGACCUGAAGAACAGCGGAACGGAGCUUGCAGCUGAGCAAGCCCCAUCUCCAGCUAGUAAGGCCGACAUGCCGAGCCCUGAGCCUAGCGCGCCGCCACUCCCAAAGGCUGAAGAUGAUGACAUGUCUAUUGAUGAGGUUGACAUUCCAAUAGAAGACAUGGAAGAUCCUGUUGCCACUCCAGAGGAGACACCAAUGGAGGAGGCAAUUCGAGUGACCCGUGGGAGGCUAAGACAGCGUGUUGCUGCUGUUUCCACUGCAGAUGGCCGUGCAGCAAGUUAAACUGCAUGUCAUUCAUCAUCUGUCUCUGCAUUAUGUUCUUCAGAGCCUUAGUCUGAUCUGCUGUUUGAUUGCAGCAGAUGUCUUGAUUGAUUUGCUUCGGAACUGCUUCCUAAGUAGUUUUUCGCCCACCUGUUUCGCUAAUUCGCUGAUAUGCCUAGAGACCUAGAAGCUGUAAAUAUUGCAGAACAUCUGUAUAUAUAUGUUGGUGACUAUGGGCAAGCCAAUCCUUGUUUGUUGAGCAAUUGAACUUCAAGUCACCUUAUUUU
This is a messenger RNA of Oryza brachyantha (malo sina), 1454 nucleotides long. RefSeq names its product HVA22-like protein i. The record is from RefSeq and is a predicted model, not a curated record. The transcript is spliced from 7 exons. NCBI's taxonomy places the organism in Eukaryota, Viridiplantae, Streptophyta, Magnoliopsida, Poales, Poaceae. The coding region runs from base 166 to 1188 and encodes 340 amino acids.